AUGGCUCGUACCAAGCAAACUGCCCGUAAAUCCACAGGAGGAAAAGCGCCUCGUAAGCAGCUGGCCACUAAAGCUGCUCGCAAAAGUGCCCCGUCCACUGGUGGCGUCAAAAAGCCCCAUCGUUACAGGCCCGGCACCGUAGCUCUGAGAGAGAUUCGUCGGUACCAGAAGUCCACAGAACUGCUGAUCCGUAAGCUGCCCUUCCAACGCUUGGUCAGGGAGAUUGCUCAGGACUUCAAGACCGACUUGCGUUUUCAGAGCGCCGCCAUCGGUGCUCUGCAGGAGGCCAGCGAGGCAUACUUGGUGGGACUAUUUGAAGACACCAACCUGUGCGCCAUCCACGCCAAGCGCGUCACCAUUAUGCCCAAGGACAUCCAGCUGGCGCGCCGAAUCCGUGGAGAGCGUGCUUAG
Messenger RNA from Nerophis lumbriciformis (worm pipefish), 411 nucleotides. NCBI's taxonomy places the organism in Eukaryota, Metazoa, Chordata, Actinopteri, Syngnathiformes, Syngnathidae. The record is from RefSeq and is a predicted model, not a curated record.